AUGUAUUCCACCGUACCUUCAAGCAAUUUGGCGAAUGGGCAAAAACUCAAAAAUAAUAUUAAGGACAUCAAGAGUAUCAAAGAUAGCAAUGUAAAUGUUCCCGAGAAGAAGAGGAUCAAAGUUAAGGCUCCCGAGAAGAAGAGGAUUAAAGUUAAGGUUCCUGAGAAGAAGAUGAUCAAAGUUAAAGUUCCCGAGAAUAAGAUCGACAACAAAAAUAUAAAUAUUGGGAGACUUGAUUGUGAAAUGGUUGGAACUGGACCUAAAGGAAAAAAAUCAGCAUUGGCGAGAGUUUCAAUAGUUAAUUAUCACGGAGUUGUAAUAUUGGAUAAAUAUGUACGUCCAUUGGAAUAUGUCACUGAUUUUAGAACCAAAUAUAGUGGAAUUACACCUUCAUUACUUGUUAAUUCUCAUGACUUUAAGGAAGUUCAAACUGAAGUAGCAAAUAUAAUAAAAGAUCGAAUAGUUAUAGGUCAUGCUCUUCAUAAUGACUUUAAGGCUUUAUGUUUAAGUCAUAAACAUGCAAUGAGACGUGAUACUUCUUUAUUUAAACCAUUUCGUGAAUUAAGUAAAGGGCACUCUCCAUCUUUAAAAUUAUUAGCUCAAGAAUUUCUAGGAAAAUCAAUUCAAGAUGGACCACAUAAUUCUAUUGAAGAUGCGCAAACCUGUAUGAUGUUGUAUAAGAGUUUUAAAAAUCAAUGGGAGGACAUGUUAUUUACAAAAUCGCAUUUACCUUCAAAAAAUCAAACCGCAGAUGUUAAUAAGAAAAUAGUAGAUGUUAGUAAGAAAAUAGUAGAUGUUAAUAAGAAAACAGUAAAUGUUAGUAAGAAAAUAGUAGAUGUUAAUAAGAAAACAAUAAAUGUUAGUAAAAAAAUGGUAAAUGUCAAUAAGAAAAUAGUAAAUGUCAAUAAGAAAAUAGUAAAUGUUAAUAAGAAAAUAGUAAAUGUUAAUAAGAAACAAUUAGAACUAGAAUGGAGUAUAUAA
This is a messenger RNA of Diversispora eburnea, 981 nucleotides long. Lineage: Eukaryota; Fungi; Glomeromycota; Glomeromycetes; Diversisporales; Diversisporaceae. The record is from the annotation of a GenBank genome assembly.